Columba livia (rock pigeon) is the source of this 1458-nucleotide messenger RNA. It is a transcript of the gene GPX3, whose product is annotated as glutathione peroxidase 3. Gene Ontology annotation, molecular function: glutathione peroxidase activity. Lineage: Eukaryota; Metazoa; Chordata; Aves; Columbiformes; Columbidae. The record is from RefSeq and is a predicted model, not a curated record. Gene Ontology annotation, biological process: response to oxidative stress. The transcript is spliced from 5 exons.
GUCCGUCCCAGGGCCCACACGGUUAACGCCGUUGUCAGUCCGUCCUUCCACCGGCGAUUGGCUCCCCCCCCGCUCAGCCCAGCAGCUAUUUCUCCGCUGUCGGGCUCCGAGGUGGCAGAAGGCGACAGGGAGAGGUGUCCCCUCCCUUCAACCUCGCCACCACUCUCCCCUGGGGGUGUGAGGAGGGUGUCCACACCCCAUACCUGCCCCUGCAAUGGGGGGCUGGUCCCGCAGCGCCUGGAUUUUGCCCCUUUUCUUGGCUGGGCUUGUCCAGCCGGGACAGAGCCAGGAGAGGGAGAAGGUGAAAUGCUACGACUCAGUGCCAGGCACCAUCUACGACUACGGGGCUCUGACCAUCGAUGGGGACGAGUACAUCCCCUUUAGGAACUACGCAGGGAAGAUGGUUCUCUUUGUCAACGUGGCCACAUACUGAGGCCUCACCCUGCAGUACCUUGAACUGAAUGCACUACAAAACGAGCUGGGGCCCUAUGGGCUCGUCGUCCUGGGCUUCCCUUCCAACCAAUUCGGAAAGCAGGAACCCGGCCAGAACUCGGAGAUCCUCCCUGCUCUGAAGUAUGUCCGGCCAGGUGGUGGCUUUGUCCCCAACUUCCAGCUCUUCCAGAAAGGGGAUGUGAACGGGGCCAAGGAGCAGAAGGUCUUCACCUUCCUGAAGAACUCCUGUCCCCCGGUGGCAGAGGAGUUUGGGAACCCCAAGAACCUCUUCUGGGAGCCUCUUCGGAACCACGACAUCAAGUGGAACUUUGAGAAGUUCCUGGUGGGCCCCGACGGCGUGCCUGUCAUGCGCUGGUACCACCGCGCCAACAUCGCCGUUGUGAAGAACGACAUCAUCGCCUACAUGAGGCAGCAGCAGCAGCAGCCGCUGCCACAGGGCCAGUAGAGGCUGGGGCCACCAACUUGCAGGCAGCUUCUCGCCUUUUCCUGCAACGUCCCCAGCUGCUGCAAGGCUGCUCCCUGUACCCAUCCCCUCCUGGGACGCUCCCCAGCAGCAAGCUGGCACACGCCCCCCUCCAUCACUCUGCUCUCUGCCACCCGCCAGCCAGGAUGCUGGGCCACCUGGUGGCAGAGACCUCAGGGAUUGGAGGGGGAUGUUUCCCAAUAAUCCUGUGUUCCAGCUCCACUCCCAGCAGUGUCAUCUCCUCCUGGCCACCAGUUUGUCCCCCUUGUGCCCCCCGCUCUGCCAUCCCACCUUGCCAGGCAGCAAGGGGAUGCAGGGGCUGUCCGCCCCCGGAGCAGAAGACCCCGUCUCCAUGAAGGCUCGGCCCGAAAGCCCCCGGCAGGGGGCGGGCCCGGCCCGAUCCUGCCGGGCAUGGAGCAGCUCUUAGUGCAUUCAAGCUGCCCGUGCUCCCGGGGCAGAGACGUGCUCCUCUCCCAGCCAGGUGCAGUCACAGCCCCUCAUCCCCUGCCAUAGAAAUGCCAAAUAAAGUCUCUGCAAACACA